UUUGCUUCACACCUUAUUACGAAAAAAAACAUGUCUAACUCUAACAGCGAAAUAUCUUUAUCCACUGAAGAUAACCAUGCUAUCAAAAACGAAUAUAAGACAUGGUACAAACAUGAUGGUGGUAAAGAUGGUCUGACUUCUAUGGAGAGACUUCAGCAAUUCAUGUUGAUGAACGGCGGAGAAAACCUCAAUAUGUAUCUUGGCGGUGACAAGGAAGGACGAACGUUCAAGUCGUCAAAGGUUACAAUACUGAAUAAAUGCAACCAGUAUUUUCAGGAGCAAGGGGUUUAUCGAACUACAGCCCAAAUAAAGUCGAGGCUCAACAAUCUUUUGACAAAACAAUAUGGAGAAGCCUAUCGUGUUUGGAAUAAUAGUAUUAAAAAUAAUUCUAACGACGAAGGCUCUACCAGUGAAAAAGAAGGCUUAGAGUCUGAAUUGAAUCAAAUCUGCCCUGCUUUCUUUCAGAUGGAAAAUGUUAUGGACAAUAGAAAGACUGGUUCUCCAGCGGUUUGUGAUACCACAAAGCCAAUGGAAUGGAUACAUGACGAGGACGGCGAGCAAAGCAAUGGCGAUGAUGACAACACGGACGAAGAAUCAGCUGAAAACAGUCAUAGCAGCAACAAUGAGGAAUAUGACAGCCAAAAUGAUAACAUGUCUGUACUCUGCUCCCCUCCUCCUAAGUCAAGCUCUUCUAGAAAACGCAGAAGAGUAGACGUCGAAUAUAAAGAGUUGGCAGAAGAGGUGACGAGACAACUUAAUGAGUCUUCUGUGUCCCUAGAGGCAAAAAUAGAACGGCUUUAUAGGGAAAAGCUAGAAGUUCUUAAGGACGAUCUUCACAUUAAGCGAGAACGCGAAUUUAUACACAGAAAAUUCGAAAACAUGAUGAAAGCAGUUGCAGAAUUGGCCAAAGUGCAAAACUGGUCAGAUGAAAAAGUGCAAGAGCAAACUGACGACGUUUACAAUAAAACGUAUGGUAGUUAAAGACUAUCAAUUUAAUAAUGAC
Messenger RNA from Phycomyces blakesleeanus NRRL 1555(-), 1003 nucleotides. RefSeq lists its product as hypothetical. The transcript is spliced from 2 exons. The coding region runs from base 31 to 981 and encodes 316 amino acids. Lineage: Eukaryota; Fungi; Mucoromycota; Mucoromycetes; Mucorales; Phycomycetaceae. The record is from RefSeq and is a predicted model, not a curated record.